AUGACCAAGAACCUUGAAAAAGGGAGAGGUCGGGAGCGUAACAAUGGAUCGAGCAUUGAGUGCGGAACACAAAAUGAGUUUGGGGGGAAGGGGAUUUCUUUGCUCCACAUUGUCAAAAAACCAUUGGGUAUCGAGGAUGAAAUGAUGGACUCGUUCACAACUGCCUCCGUGACCAAGAAUGAUGUUGAGGAUUGGGGUGAUGUGUGA
Cantharellus anzutake is the source of this 207-nucleotide messenger RNA. RefSeq lists its product as uncharacterized. NCBI's taxonomy places the organism in Eukaryota, Fungi, Basidiomycota, Agaricomycetes, Cantharellales, Hydnaceae. The record is from RefSeq and is a predicted model, not a curated record. The transcript is spliced from 2 exons. Bases 1 to 207 code for a protein of 68 amino acids.